AUGUCCGCCGCCAUUCCAUCUGGUGCGUUCGGUGGACUUUUAGCUGGUGCCAUCACUUCUGAUUUGCCGGAAUUGCCAGGGGAUGUCGGAUGGGGAGCGUGCGAUCGCUAUUGCGAGAUUCAGGAGGACAACGUCACUGUCCGUACCAAGGAGGAGAAGGUUGGAGUUCUGAGGUCUUUUGUGUUGGCUGUCAAGGACCGGAGGACAAUUGAUUUCAUCCGUGGACACAUGUACAUGACAGUGCUCAUAUACGCCGUCGCCUUUGUCUGCACGGCAAUCAGCGACUAUUUUGCAGACAAAGUCCCUUAG
Messenger RNA from Clonostachys byssicola, 309 nucleotides. The record is from the annotation of a GenBank genome assembly. Lineage: Eukaryota; Fungi; Ascomycota; Sordariomycetes; Hypocreales; Bionectriaceae.